AUGGGCUACGUAAACCUUGUAUUUUUUAUGCUAUUUCCCUUCCUCUGCCAUCUUUCUUUCUCCUCAUCCUUACCUCAUUUGUGCCCCAAACAUCAAGCUCUUCCUCUUCUACAAUUCAAGCACAUGUUUACAGUAAGUCAUGAUGCUUUUGAUAAUUGUUUCGACGCAACAGGCCAGUGGAUUCCGUCAUAUCCAAAAACUCUUUCGUGGAACAAGAGCACAGAUUGUUGUUCAUGGGAUGGAGUUUAUUGUGACGAGACGACAGGACAAGUGAUUGAGCUUAACCUCACUUGCAGCAAACUUCAAGGCAAGUUUCACUCCAAUAGUAGUGUCUUUCAACUCUCCAAUCUCAAAAGGCUUGAUUUGUCUAAUAAUAAUUUCUCUGGAUCACUCAUUUCACCUAAAUUUGGUGAGUUUUCUAGUUUGACGCAUCUUGAUUUGUCAUAUUCAAAUUUUACAGGUCUAAUCCCAGUAGAAAUCUCUUACCUUUCUAAAUUACACGUUCUUCGUAUCCAAAGUUAUUCAGAUUGUCUUAGAUUCAAACCUCACAAUUUUGAACUGCUCCUUAAGAACUUGACCCAAUUAAGAGAGCUCGACUUUGACGGUGUGAACAUCUCUUCCACCAUUCCUCUGAAUUUCUCUUCUUAUUUAACAGCUCUACACCUUCGAGGCACACAGUUAUAUGGGACAUUGCCCAAAGGAGUUUUCCACCUUUAUAACUUGGAAUCUCUUUAUUUAACAGACAAUCCCCAGCUCACUGUUAGGUUUCCCACAACUAAAUAGAAUAGCAGUGCAUCACUCAUGGAGUUAGUUCUCCGUGGUGUGAAUGCUACUGGUAGGAUACCUGAAUCAUUUGGUCAUCUAACUUCACUGAGUACAUUAGAUUUAUUUUCUUGUAAUCUCUUAGGCUCUAUUCCUAAACCUCUAUUGAAUCUCACCAACAUAGAGGUUUUGGACCUUGCUUAUAACCAUCUUAAAGGACCAAUUUCUGAUCUCUUUAGAUUUGGAAAGCUCAGGUGGUUAUCAC
Solanum stenotomum is the source of this 1027-nucleotide messenger RNA. Its product is annotated as receptor-like protein Cf-9. The coding region runs from base 1 to 783 and encodes 260 amino acids. NCBI's taxonomy places the organism in Eukaryota, Viridiplantae, Streptophyta, Magnoliopsida, Solanales, Solanaceae. The transcript has a single exon. The record is from RefSeq and is a predicted model, not a curated record. Gene Ontology annotation, molecular function: protein binding.